GAAUAAUUCUAGCGGGGGUAGACUGGUGCGUAUCGACCGAGCAAAAACAUUUUCAUAUUGUCAAUUAAUAUAUUUUUGGAACUAUCGGAGGUAUAGUAAAUUCAUUAGUAUAUCAUUUAAAUUAUUAUAAGAUCGUGUUUCUUUUUUUGUUCGAGGAUCAUCAGGUUUCAUCUUUGUACGGUGAGCAAUCCUUAUUAUUUCGUGGCCAUUUUGCUAUCCGUUGAUAAAUGCUUAGCAUUUUCGUACCGACAGGUGAACCACGAAUUAGUUGCAGUGUAUAAAAUUCAAGUGCGUAUUCUCUUGUCCGCUUUAUAUUAUUCUCUCUUGAGAAUUGAAUUUUCAAUAUGAGGGAUAGAAAUCAUUACAAAUGUUCAAUCCUGAGAAAAUUUGAUGACCGUAUUUUCUACAUGGGGCGUAAAGACCUCAUCCUUCCUAUUUGUACAAAAGAAAAUGGAGAUAUCGCCUGGAUUGUUGGAAGUUAUGGAUAUUGUAGAUGAUAAAGAUGUAAUUGAAUUGAUCAAACAUGCUGUUGCAGAAGAGAUUAUAUUUAAGCCUGAUUCCACUGAUAAUUCAGAGACAGAAAUAGAAGAAAUUAUAGAAAUAAUUGAAGAAAUAGAUGAAUCAGAAGACUUAUUACCAGAUUAUUCUAAAACUGGAGAAUUAGUUAAGGAAAUUAAAAUGUCUGAUAAUAUAGAUUUUGAAGAGAAUUUACAGAAUGAACAAUGUGAUAGAAGUUCUGAGAUAGAGGAGGCAUAUAUUUCUGACGAAGAAAAUGUAAUGUUUAAAAUGGAAAAUGAUAAAGUUUCUAAAUCUUUGUAUAAUGAACAACAAAAGUCUAAUAAUAAAGUUAUAACAUAUGAUGCGGACGAAGAUUGGCAAGAUGAAGAUAUUGAACAUCUUGAAGAAAUAGAUGAAGUAAUUAAUCAUGAAUCUGACUCUCAGCAUCAUCAUACAGAAUCAUCACAAAAUUAUAACUUUUUACAUGAAAAUGAAAGAUCUGGAGGAAAUCAAGGAAAAAAUUUUCCUUUACAAAGUCAUAAAACAGAUAUUAGGAAUAUUAUAGAAUCCGCUGCAAAGGUGGAUAAAUCUCAAUUGAAUAAAGAUUAUGGCAAUGAUACGCAUAAUAUCAAAAACAUUGAUAAUAAUUUCACCCAUGAAGUUAUAAAAAAUACUGAAAAUAAUUUAAUAUAUACUGUACUCGGUUCAAGAAAACCUACUCCUAUUACAAAACAGUCAGAAGAAAAAAAGUAUACUGAUGCACAUUACAUAAAGAUGGAACAGUUAAGUGAAAAUACAAUUCCAGUUGAAGGAACGAUUUAUUAUGAAGGUGAUAAUAUGGAAACAUUAUAUGUUGCGCAAGCAGUCGAUGAACAUGAACAAUAUCAAUAUGAAGCAGUUCCAAUGGAGCAGAAUGAACAAACAUGGGAUACGUCAAAUGAUGAUAGAAAUUCUGACAAUGAUGUUAAUCAAUAUCAGGAAGAAGAAAAUUCUCAGGAUCAAAUCUUUUUACAUGAGGAUGAAGAUGGUCAGCUAUAUUUUAAAGAUGAUCAUGGAGAAUUGCAACCAGUUUAUUUAACAGAAGAUGGAAAUUAUGCUAUUGCUGAUAAUAGUGAUGAUCAAGAUAGUAAGGAAUCACACAAUCAAUUGCAACAAAAUAAUAGAAUUUCUGAAGAAGCAUCUAUGAGUUUAACAGAAUCUAAAGCUAUUACUUCAAAGAAUAAACAGAAUACUGUUCCUUCAUCUUCUGCACUUCAAGAUCUUGAUAAUGAAGAUAAUACAGUAACAAUUUCUUUAAUAAUUUCGGAAGAUGAACAUGGACAAAAAAGAACUCAAGUUAUAAUACCUACAACAGAUAACAUGAAAUGUGAUAUUUGCAAUAAAAGUUUUAAAACAUCGUUUCAACUUUUAAGACACAAUAGAUUAAAGCAUGCAAGGGAAGAAGAUAUUACAACAAGAAACUUUCCUUGUGAUUUAUGUCCUAAAAGAUAUCCAGAUCAAAAUUCUUUGGCACGUCAUAGAAAAACUCAUACUGGUGAUCGACCAUUUCAAUGUCUUGAAUGUCAUAAAAAUUUCCCUACUUCUACUGCAUUACGUCGGCAUUUAACUCUUCACAAUUCACAAUCUCGGCCACUUCCUUGCAUUUAUUGUGGUCGUCGUUUCGUAGAGAAAGCUAGUUUAAUGAAACAUGAACAAUCACAUCUACCUGAUGAUCAAAGAACACAUACAUGUGAUGUGUGUCAGAAAACAUUUUUACAUGCGACAGAUUUAAGUUUACACAAAAAAUAUCAUGAUCCUGAUAAAAAGUUUGACUGUGAAGUAUGUGGUAGAGAAUUUAAUAGACUGAAUAAUUUACAAAGGCAUAUGAUGGUACAUCAACAGCAAGGGGCAAAUGAAGAAAUCUUGUCUUGUGAUGUAUGUGGAAUCACAUAUAAAUUUAUGAGCUCCUUAACGAGACAUAUGGUAACAACACAUAUGAACCCUGAAAAAUUAAGACAACAAGCAGAAGAGCAACGAAGAAAACGCGAAAAUAAUUAUCGACGUUAUUUGGAAAAUAGAAAAAUGUAUGAAACACAACAUUCGGGAGGAUACGGUUCGAAACGUAAUUAUCAUCAUAAUGCACGUAUACUUAGCGGAAAUAAUGACGAAGUGGCUUGACUUAAAUUUUUAAUAGUACAUUGAACGUAUGAAUGAAUGCAAUUUAAAAUUUAUUACUAUUAUUAAAAUAAUUAUGUUUAUUACGCACGGAUAGAGUUAUGAAUAAAUUCAUUCAUUCUCUGUUCAUUUUGCAUUCUAAUCCAUCUCUCAGGCAAUGUAUUAGUAAUAUGAUCCUUAUUGGAAGAUGUAUUUAAGGAGUUUUAUUAUUUAUCUCAUGCACCCCAUUUUUAAUUUUUAACUCAUUUUAUUAAUAAUUCGGUAAUAUGCAUUUAAUUUAUCAAACAAAUAAUGUUAGGUUUAAAAUAUUGACAAGAAUAUCUAUAAUAUCUAUAGAUAUAAAUAAAUAAAUAAAUAAAUAAAUAAAUAUAUAUAUAUAUAUAUGUAUAUAUAUAUAAAUAGUAUAAAUACAGUAAUAUGAUAUAGUCAUUGUAGAAUAAUGACUGCAUAAAUAAAUAUGUGAUAAGAAUAUAUAAUUUUAUUUAUUUCUGUAUUAACUUUAUAUAUAUUAAUAUUUAAUCUUUGCUUUAUAUUUAUUGAUUUAAUAUCUUAAGAGUUUUAAGUAUGCAUGUUUUAUAUCAGAUUCCAUAUAUCACUAGUAAUUCAUAGCUGUGUAUGUAUACAACUGUCAUACAAGAAACCAAAGUGAAGGAAGAUAUAUUUUCUUUUUUAUUAUCACAUCUACUCUUUGCGUAUAUUUAUAUAUUUUGAAUAUCUAUAAGGAAAUAAUUAUGGUAGUAAAAAAAUACUUUGUAUAAAAAAUAUUUUUAUCACUAUAUAUUGUAUAACAGUAGUGCUACAAUUUCUCCCACCUUAAAUAAACUAUUCUUUCAAUAAUUUUUUAUAUUUAAGAUAAUGUAAGAUAUGUAUAGCAAUAUACUAUAUUUUACUCGUUACUAAUGAUCACAUAUAUACAAAUAAUUGAUAACAAUCAAGCCUGUAUAAUUGUUCAAUCAAAUACGCUGUUGUAUAAACAAUUAUAUGAAUUAGAAAAUUUUAUUCUAUUAUUAUUGAUAAAUAGUAGGUUAUUCUAUGCAUAUAUAUUAUAUAUAUAUAUUGUUUAAAUAAAUCUAAAAUAAUUAAAAGAAUUAAUUACUUAUAAGAGAAAGCACAGACUACAAUAAAACUAUUAUGUUAAUUCAUCGAAAUUCAAUAAGAUUAAUUCUUUGUCACCGGCCUCCUUAUUUAUUAUUUAUAUAUAACGGUUAAUGCAACAAACUAACGAGUUUGAAAUUUUUACUUCAUAUUAUAUACCAUAUAUUUGACUUAAAGUACCGUAAUUGAACAAGCAUCAGAGACCUCUGUGAAAUGCAAUUCACCUAUUGCUAAGACUUAAUCAGUAACAGUAU
Molecule: messenger RNA, 4001 nt
Organism: Vespula vulgaris
Lineage: Eukaryota; Metazoa; Arthropoda; Insecta; Hymenoptera; Vespidae
Product: zinc finger protein 845-like
Exons: 7
Coding region: 391-2655 (754 amino acids)
Biological process (GO): regulation of transcription by RNA polymerase II
Molecular function (GO): DNA-binding transcription factor activity; RNA polymerase II cis-regulatory region sequence-specific DNA binding
Source: RefSeq, a predicted model, not a curated record